Messenger RNA from Cryptosporidium ubiquitum, 1845 nucleotides. RefSeq lists its product as uncharacterized. Bases 1 to 1845 code for a protein of 614 amino acids. The record is from RefSeq and is a predicted model, not a curated record. Gene Ontology annotation, molecular function: amino acid transmembrane transporter activity. The transcript has a single exon. Gene Ontology annotation, biological process: amino acid transmembrane transport. Lineage: Eukaryota; Apicomplexa; Conoidasida; Eucoccidiorida; Cryptosporidiidae.
AUGGCUGUCUCUACAAAUGAAGAAAUUUCGUUGAUUUCUUCCUUUGCAUUGGUUUGCUCAGCAUCAAUUGGUACUGGAGUUUUAAUUCUCAGUUAUGGAGUGAUGCAGGCAGGCCUUGCACUUGGAAGCUUAUUUAUGGUGCUUGCUUCAAUAUGUGGAUCUUUAACAGAAUCUAUUAUUAUUGUCUCUGCAUUGAAGCUAAAUGCAAAAAGCCUGACAAGUUUGAUAGCUAGGGCAGUUGCAUACUCUGUAAUUCGGAAAAAGAGACAAAUAAUGAAGAAAAGGCGUGCUCACUCAAAGGCUGAAGAAGGAAAAGGUAGCUUCAUUAUUGACUCUAAUAGUGACUCUAGUAUUAUAAAAAAGAACUUUGGUAGGAAAGUUGUAGGUAGUCGCAAAAAGUUAGGUAAGAGUGUCGUGGAAGAAGAUCAAGCAGCACUUUUAGAUUCUUCAAGCGAAAAAAGUAAUCAAGGACAUGCUAAUUGGAAUGAGGUUUCAGAUCUAGAAAGUACAGUUAGUGACUUGGACUGUGUAAGAAAUGUACUGUUGAAUAAUUCAUUGCUUUUUGAUGACUUCAGACAAGAAUUAAAGAAAAAACUAAUGCUUCAUUCUCGAGUUUUAAAUAUUUUAGUAAUAAUUACGAUUGGGUAUUGCAUACCAACUUAUUUCAUCUUGUUCACAGAUUAUGUAGAGGAGCUUUUCGUUCAGUUAAUCCACACUCUAUCUAUUAGUUUCGCAGACUCAAGCUCUGUUUUGGGUAUAAUUUCUUUCAUGGACUCUAUAAAUAAUAAAGUAGCUCUUAAUUUCCUUUGCUUUAUUCUGGUAUUUUAUACAUCCUACCAACCAGACAUCUCUAAGAUAGCAAAGCUAGGGUUUCUUUCACUAUUUUCAUUCAUCAUUUUUCUGUUUGCUGUACUUUACAGGUACUUUAUUUACCCUUUUGAAGGAGUUAUGGGUACUCCUGCUGAGAAUUAUGAAAUUGGGCCUCAUAUGGGAAUUCUUCAAGCUUUUAAAGUGUUUAACUAUGCAAUUUACUGCUUUUACUCCCAUUUAAUUUGUAUUCAGGCUGUUACAUCCGUGAAAAAUAUAACUUACAAAAAGGGAAUCUUCAUUGCAAUGGGAACAACAGCACUAAUGCUUUUUAUUUGUUUGUCUCUCUCAACAGUUCUUAACUUCAGCUUUGGUACCGCACUUCUUCCAAAUCCAACUUUGAAUUACUCUCCACUUGACUCGGUGAUUGCCCUUGCUAGAUUCGUAUCUGCAUUAACAAUGCUCGUAGUCAUUCCAAUGCAUGUAAUUCCGUUCAUUGACUCCAUUUUUAACAUAUAUUUUCUUGACAGAUUUGCCGAGGACAUGGUCGAGGAGGUUGAAGAAGCAAUGAUAAUAUGCGAUAAAAAUCAAGAGAAAAACAAAAACCGACACAGCCAACAUAGUGUCAGCUCAUAUUUUACACUUUUUGAUGAUGGUUUCAAAUCAAAAAAUAAUAAACAUGAAAAAGAACAGGUAAAUUCAUGCAGAAAAGGCAAUUCAUCAAUAAAAUCAAACUUUACUGGCAAGUUAUUCCGCUCUAUUUACUUUAGAAUUGUUGCAACUCUUAUAUUCCUGCUUUUCUGCAUACUAUUUGCUCUUUUAGCCAAGAAUGCCGCUCAAUACAUAGAGCUUUUUGCAGGAUUUAUUGAUACCUUCAUUAUUAUUGUAUACCCAUUAUAUAUUUAUAUAAGUCUGUGGAGGCACAAAAUGCCACUGUUUGCAAAUAUAAUAAUUAUUGGAUAUCUUGUAUUUUACGAAAUUUGUGCAUUAAUUGCAGGUAUUUAUACUGUAUAUGAACAUGUUUUCCAUAUCCAUUAA